Pleurotus ostreatus (oyster mushroom) is the source of this 498-nucleotide messenger RNA. RefSeq lists its product as uncharacterized. Gene Ontology annotation, biological process: protein polyubiquitination; proteasome-mediated ubiquitin-dependent protein catabolic process. The record is from RefSeq and is a predicted model, not a curated record. Gene Ontology annotation, cellular component: nucleus. Gene Ontology annotation, molecular function: ubiquitin conjugating enzyme activity. The transcript has 8 exons. Bases 1 to 498 code for a protein of 165 amino acids. NCBI's taxonomy places the organism in Eukaryota, Fungi, Basidiomycota, Agaricomycetes, Agaricales, Pleurotaceae.
AUGGCUUCUAUCUCUUCCAGAAGACUUGCAAAGGAGCUCAACGAAAUUCACGCACAGGGAUGCCCAGUGGGCAUAGAACUCAAACAAGCUGAUGACUUUGUAACCUGGAGGUUUAGUAUAGAAGUCAUGGGCGAAUCGUUAUACAAGGGGGAGAAGCAUCUACUACAGUUUCGCUUCGAUCCUAGCUAUCCCAUCUCCUCUCCAGCGGUACAAUUCGUGGUGGAGGAUGGAAGGGAAGCACCUAUACAUCCACAUGUUUACUCCAACGGUCAUAUAUGCGCGUCUAUCCUGGGGAACGAAUGGUCGCCCGUCUUGAGCGUAGUCGCUGUGUGCGUCACGCUUCAAAGCAUGCUCGCUUCCUGCAAGAAGAAGGAACGCCCGGUGGAUAAUGAUAGAUACGUGAAGAACGCCCCUGAUAACCCUAAGAAGACCCGCUUUCAUUACGAUGGUCCGUAUCUUUUCCUUCGCUAUCUACCCGCUACCGCAACUCGUGAUUGA